AUGGCCACCGCUUCAGAAAAAAUAAAAUAUCUUCAGCCCUAUGGUAAAGAAAUUAACCCUCACAUUCCCCAGUAUAUGUCAUCUGCACCUUGGUAUCUUAAUGCUGAGAGACCUAGUUUAAAACAUCAAAGGAAGUGGAAAUCCGAUCCCAAUUACACCAAAUCAUGGUAUGAUAGAGGUGCUAAAAUUUUCCAGGCUGACAAGUACAGGAAAGGUGCAUGUGAAAACUGUGGAGCUAUGACACAUGAUGCUAAGUCAUGCAUGGAAAGACCAAGGAGAGUGGGAGCAAAAUGGACAAACAAGCACAUAGCCCCUGAUGAAAAGAUAGAAACUUUUGAGCUUGACUAUGAUGGCAAACGGGACAGGUGGAAUGGGUAUGAUGCUUCAACUUAUGCUCGAGUCAUUGAGAGGUAUGAAGCUAGAGAUGAAGCUCGAAAGAAGUACUUAAAGGAACAACAGCUUAAGAAGUUGGAGAAGAGCAACCAAAAUGGGGAGGAGGAUGCUGCAAGUGAUGAGGAUGAAGAGGAAGAUGACCUAAGGGUAGAUGAAGCAAAGGUCGAUGAAAGCAAACAAAUGGACUUUGCAAAGGUUGAGAAGCGUGUGCGUACAACAGGUGGUGGAAGUACAGGAACUGUGAGGAACCUGCGUAUUCGAGAGGAUACUGCCAAAUACCUUCUCAAUCUUGAAGUCAAUUCUGCACACUACGAUCCCAAGACCAGGUCUAUGCGUGAAGAUCCUCUUCCGGAUGCAGAUCCAAAUGAGAAGUUUUAUGGGGGUGAUAACCAAUAUAGAAAUAGUGGUCAAGCUCUAGAAUUUAAGGAAUUAAACAUCCAUGCUUGGGAAGCAUUUGACAAGGGGCAAGAUGUUCACAUGCAAGCAGCUCCAUCCCAAGCUGAAUUGCUCUAUAAGAAUUUUAAGGUCAUGAAGGAGAAACUGAAAUCUCAAACAAAGGACACCAUUGUAGAGAAGUAUGGCAAUGCAGCUGAUGAGGACAAACUUCCAAGAGAACUCCUCCUUGGUCAAAGUGAGAGGCAAGUCGAGUAUGAUCGAGCUGGUAGAAUUAUCAAGGGACAGGAGGCUGCACUUCCUAGAAGCAAGUAUGAGGAGGAUGUUUACAUUAACAACCACACUACUGUUUGGGGCUCAUGGUGGAGGGAUCACCAAUGGGGCUAUAAGUGCUGCAAGCAGACCAUACGUAAUAGCUAUUGCACUGGUGCUGCCGGUAUAGAGGCUGCUGAGGCUGCAAGUGAUCUUAUGAAGGCUAAUAUUGCCCGUAAGGAGGCUGCUGCAGAGGAUCCUACACCUACAGAGGAGAAAAAGCUUGCUACAUGGGGAACUGAUGUCCCUGAUGAUCUAGUCCUGGAUGACAAGUUGCUAGCUGAGGCCCUCAAAAAGGAGGAUCAAAGGAAGAGAGAAGAGAAAGAUGAGAGGAAGCGUAAAUAUAAUGUCAGAUGGAAUGAUGAGGUUACGGCUGAGGAUAUGGAGGCAUACAGGAUGAAGAGAGUACACCAUGAUGAUCCAAUGAAAGACUUCCUGCACUGAACUUGCAGAGGGAAAAAGAAAUCUGUGCCUCCUUGCGAUAAGUCUGCACAGGUCCUCACUGCAUCAUGGAUUUGGCAGAUGGGAUUAUCAAACGCUUUAUAGACAUCUUUCCGCCAUCACUGGCUAAUGGGAAAGAGGGGGCAAGAGAAGAUAUUGGGGUUCUGGGCAUGCAUAUUGAAUUGGGUACUAGACUGUAAUAUUGUAUUAUGCUUGAAUGUAUAUGUUUGUUGCUUUCCAAAUCCCAAGAUCAAUAAAUUUGGUUCAGAACUUGACAUCUUUGACAACCAAUUUUGCUAUGAUCGCCCUGACUUCAUAUGUUAGCAUCGUCUUCGUACCUUGAUAGAGGCUGCAAAACUGUAUAUGUUCCCCGGCCACUUGACAAAGGUUUUGUAAAGUGAUGGAAACAGUUGUACUGUCCUGAAUGUUUUGUUUCAGAGAGAUUUCCCAAA
This is a messenger RNA of Arachis ipaensis, 1991 nucleotides long. The record is from RefSeq and is a predicted model, not a curated record. Lineage: Eukaryota; Viridiplantae; Streptophyta; Magnoliopsida; Fabales; Fabaceae.